Messenger RNA from Anopheles bellator, 1917 nucleotides. RefSeq names its product glycosylphosphatidylinositol anchor attachment 1 protein (gene GAA1). Gene Ontology annotation, cellular component: GPI-anchor transamidase complex; membrane. The transcript is spliced from 4 exons. Lineage: Eukaryota; Metazoa; Arthropoda; Insecta; Diptera; Culicidae. The record is from RefSeq and is a predicted model, not a curated record. Bases 1 to 1917 code for a protein of 638 amino acids. Gene Ontology annotation, biological process: attachment of GPI anchor to protein.
AUGGGCUUGUUAACUAACCCAUCGAUCUCGCAAAAAGCCAAAUACUGCCGUAAGCUGGUGAAGUACAACACAUUGAUCUGUCUGUUGCUGUAUCUGCUGGGCGUUGGCUUUUUCUGUGCCCUGCCGGACAACAACUUCAGUUCCGCGACCUACUUCUCGGAGAAUGCCCUUCUGCCGGGACUGGUCAACUCGGAGCUGGAUAUGGAAACGGUGACGCUAGUGAAAUCGCUGGCCGGCGAGCUACAAAGGGAACGGGAAAACUACCCAAAGGGAAUUCCUUAUCCGUGGUUACUGGCCAAGAUGCGGCGGUUUGGAUUGGAAACGCAUACCCACAACUUUACGCUGAACUAUCCGUUCGGUGGUGGCAAGCGUUUCACGGGAGAAAACGUGUUUGGAAUCCUUCGAGCGCCUCGCAUCGCGUCGACGGAAUCGAUCGUUAUCAGCGUUCCUUAUCGACCGCCGGAAACGGUCCACACGGAUGUUGCCGCCGGUGUGCCACUAAUGCUGGCGUUUGCCGACUUUGCCCGCAAAAAGAAGUACUGGGCAAAGGACAUCGUAUUUCUGGUCACCGAACAGGAGCAGCUGGGAAUGCAAGCUUGGCUAGAGGCGUACCACGGUGCCGAAGAUGGGCCACGGAUACUGGACUCCGGUUCGCUACGGGCCCGGGCUGGCUCCAUUCAGGCGGCCAUUAAUUUGGAAGUGCAAGGGCUGGACAUUAGUCACAUCAAUUUGAAAAUCGAAGGACUAAACGGACAGUUGCCGAACUUGGAUUUGCACAACCUGGUGCAGAAGCUGUCGUCGAAGAAUGGGAUCGUUGCCGGGUACAAGCAAAACUCGGUGAAUCCAAAACGGUCGUACCGUUACCAGGACAAAUUGUACAACCUCUUGUCGAUGGUGUUCUCGCAAGCGAGUGGUGUCCCGACCGGAAACCAUGGGCUCUUCCACAAGUACGGCAUCGAAGCACUCACACUGGAAGCGGUUAAGCGUGAUAAGCCGCAUGCCCAGAACCAAGAAGUCGGUUCGAUGCUGCGCAUCAUCGAGGGCAUUAGUCGCAGUUUAAAUAAUCUGCUGGAACGCUUUCAUCAGAGCUUCUUCUUCUACAUUCUCGUAGCGAACGAUCGGUUCGUAUCGAUCGGUGACUACAUGCCAAGCUUGGCCCUGAUGGCCGGCUCGUUGUUGAUUAAAGCGUUCAUUCACUACCUCGCGAUCUACUACUCCGACGAUGACCCAGCGGACGGCGAAACGGAGGUGAAGGAGAAACCCAAGGCGGACAUCGGUUACUUCUCGGUCGGUCUUGUCCUUCUAGUGGCACAUUCCAUCGGAGCGUUGGCCAUGUAUUUGCCCAACAGCACAGCCAUCAAUCAGUAUUUGCACCAGGCCGAUCUAGCUACGCAGUUCGGAUUCUUCACCCUGUUUGUGACCGUUUCGACGAUUGCCGUCACCUUGCCCGCGUUUUGCUCGCUCACACCGAUCAAUAUCGAUGCGCUACAGGUGGCCGUUUUGCUGGAACUGGGCACCGUUCUGCUGGCCGUUGGAAUGCUAAACUUUUCACUCGCCUUUCUACUGUCCGUUGCGCUGGUACCGUUUAUCAUUCUGCUGCGACCAACAUUUACGUCCUCCUCGAGAUUACUGUCAUGGUUCUGUUGCCUGCUGCUUCACCCGAUGACGGUGCUGUACCUGGUGCUACUCGGUCUAACAUGGAGCCUGUUUCCCGAGUUGGCGCUGAAACCUUUGCUUGGAAAAGCUCUUAUGGCCACCAUGGACGCGUUAACGUACUCCAUCGUGGAUUCCAUGAUCUACGGAAACUGGCUGUUCGAUUUGGUAUCGCUCAUCUUCAUUCCCUGCUGGAUUCUGCUGUGGGUCUUGCUCUUUCCGAAAACUGAUACCAAAGGGGGCACAAAACUGAAAACCAAAUAA